Molecule: messenger RNA, 303 nt
Organism: Paracoccidioides lutzii Pb01
Exons: 1
Coding region: 1-303 (100 amino acids)
Source: RefSeq, a predicted model, not a curated record
AUGCGCCUCUUGUGUUCUGUUCUUCAUAUAGGUGCAGGCGAGUUGGGCAAUGCAAAACCAUCGCGGGCAUCUCUACAGAAGGGAAGAGUGGGUGGUUCCGCACUCAAAACAACCCUGAGGCUUCUCCGCGUGGAGGAUGUGCGGCGGCACGGGACAUCGUCCCACCCCUUAUGGGAAAACCUCAUUGAGAUUAUUGUUGCCGUGGUCAGUGUCGCGGGUGCUCGCUGGGGAGGUGGUGUUGGGUGGGGGGAGCGCCGAUGGAGCCUUCGGUCUCCUUCCCCGGCACUGUUCUCCUAUGGAUAG